GCAAGCCCUGGAAACAGCACAGAGAUGCAGGGCGCUGCCUUCUUUCAACUGUCUCUGCUCUGCAUCUUGAAGACAGGAACAGCCUCCAAGGGCUGGUCCAUGCAUGUCCCGUCAGAGGUGACGGGGGAAAUUGGCAAGUCAGUAUCCUUGCACUGCACUUUCACACACCCCCAUCAAACCUAUGACAAGACCCUGACGGCUAUUUGGCGGGUGAAGGAACCUUACAACGGGACCGUGGUUUUCAAGUGUGUGGCUCACAGCUCCAGCAACCUCUGCAAAACAACCGUCAGCUUAAAGAACAGGUACCGGCUCCUGGGGAACCCCAGGCAGAACAACAUUUCCCUCCAAAUAGACAAUUUGUCCUGGAACGACAGCAACAGAUAUUUCUGCCGCGUGGAGUUCUCUGGAGAUUUGCAUGACAAGUUCGAGAGCCGGACGGGGAUCAGGCUGCACCUGAUAGCUGCUCCCAGGAUAGUCAACAUCUCUGUGCAGGCCGGUGAGGAUCACUCCUUCCAUGCAAAGUGCACUGCAGAAGGGGAGCCACUGCCCACCCUGACGUGGGCUGGUCCUCUAUCAAGUAACAUUACUUCUGUCUCGAGUAUGAGCUACCAAGUCACCAAGGAGCUCCGCCACCUGACACACGAUGGGAGAUACACUUGCACGGCGAUUAACAGCCUCGGCAGAGCGGAUGGGGCCGUGUACUUUUACAAAUACAAAGCUGGAAGCGGAUCGUGGAUCCUGGUCCUCUUGUUCGUCGCCUUGGGAAUUAAAUUACUGGCCCUGCUGGUGAUAUUAGGGAUUGGUGCUUUCUGGAAAGGAGUGCCUUUUCUGAGACUGCAGGAAAUACAAUUCCAGAGCGAAUCUGCUCAGGAUUAG
Messenger RNA from Eublepharis macularius, 876 nucleotides. RefSeq names its product sialic acid binding Ig like lectin 15 (gene SIGLEC15). The transcript is spliced from 4 exons. Bases 25 to 876 code for a protein of 283 amino acids. The record is from RefSeq and is a predicted model, not a curated record. Lineage: Eukaryota; Metazoa; Chordata; Lepidosauria; Squamata; Eublepharidae. Gene Ontology annotation, biological process: regulation of actin cytoskeleton organization; regulation of osteoclast development; regulation of bone resorption. Gene Ontology annotation, cellular component: plasma membrane.